AUGCAUUACGACAGGAUACCCGAACGAGCAGACGACGACCAAACUUGCACCAGCACGUUGAGCUUCGCGCCGGGGAUCUCCGCCGACGACUGCGCCGGCCUCACCGGGGUCAUUCGGGGCCUUGACCAGCUCUCGCUCGUCAAGGAGUUCGCCGAAGGGCCUUUGUGGUGGAUGACCCCGUGGGCGGCGGAGAUCGAGGGCACUGAGGCCCGUGUCAUGAAGACAUGGCACGAAUGCGGGCAACCGCACUUUACGGUGCAGCUGUGGGUCCAGUACCGGGGGCGGUGA
Molecule: messenger RNA, 288 nt
Organism: Parastagonospora nodorum SN15
Lineage: Eukaryota; Fungi; Ascomycota; Dothideomycetes; Pleosporales; Phaeosphaeriaceae
Exons: 2
Coding region: 1-288 (95 amino acids)
Source: RefSeq, a predicted model, not a curated record